AUGUUCAGGCCGCCGUUGACCCUUCGAUCAAUUUUAUCAUGUGCCAAGCGUACUUUGUACAUAGAUGUACAACCCCAUUCUAAAUUGUUUAUCAAAAGUAUGUCACCACUGGAAGUCACUUGUUUGCCCGGAUGUGAAGCUGAUCGUUGUUCCGCAAUCGUCCCUGAUUCUGGCAACUUUCAUGUUAUUGAUGGCUCUCGAAUCCAGCAGGUAUCUGAUCCAAAGGUUCCUAUAAAUCAACCACAUGUCAUCCGAAUACCUGCUAAAAGGGAAUUAAGUAUCUCUCAAGCUGGUUCUCAUCCAAUCUCAUUUGUAAAUUACGAAGGUCUCAAAGCUGAUAUUGAGACUGAAGGUUCAGUAAAUUACAAAAAGCUAAAGGUGUCGGACUUAUCGAUUAAGACUCAUGGCGACGUUAUUGGCUCUGGUUACCUAGAGGGUAAUCUUAGACUCAAUACUGAAGGAGGUUCAUUUAAAGCUGACAACAUCACAAGUCAAAACAUCGAUAUCAUGUUCGGUGGAACAGACCUCUUUGUACAUUCCGCUUAUUGUGAAACACUGAAUCUUGGUUGGAUCGUUCCACCAGAGCCUACAGACGGCGUCACACCGGCUACUUUACCUCCUCUUAGCAUAUACUUUGGAACUCUACGAGGAAACGCAAAUAUUGAAAUUGCUGGAGAUGCGAAGUUGAAUAUCGGUAGCUAUGAGGGCUCUCUGUAUCUUCGUCAACGCUUUGGCAACGUUGCUGUUCAUAUUGGUGGCCCCUGUCCUCUUCUACAGAUUGAUGUAGCUGAAGGCAAUGUUGAAUUGAGCCUUCCGCUAUCCACAGUUGGGGAACAAUUGUCUGGCGCUGUUGAAAUUCAAGCUUCUAAGAUUAUUAUAGAUCGAGAAGCACUGCCGAAAGACUGUUUGGACAACUGGGAGCUUGGGGAAGCUGCUGAAGCCGAAACAUUCUUUGCCAACUUUAACAGUCCCUCCGAAGACAGCGAGGUCCUGUGGAGAGUCCGGACACUCAGAGGUCAAGUCAAAUUAACCGGUGCUUCCUGGGUUGAAGCAAUGUCUCGCUGUAUCGAUCGAGCCGCAGCAAACUUAAAGACCUAG
Messenger RNA from Rodentolepis nana, 1098 nucleotides. The record is from the annotation of a GenBank genome assembly. Lineage: Eukaryota; Metazoa; Platyhelminthes; Cestoda; Cyclophyllidea; Hymenolepididae.